Molecule: messenger RNA, 615 nt
Organism: Penicillium chermesinum
Lineage: Eukaryota; Fungi; Ascomycota; Eurotiomycetes; Eurotiales; Aspergillaceae
Exons: 1
Coding region: 1-615 (204 amino acids)
Source: RefSeq, a predicted model, not a curated record
AUGACAAGGCCGGCGGAUACAUCGAAGGAUGGAUAUGAGAUUCAAUUUGCGACGAAUCAUCUCGGCCAUGCGCUUUUGAUUCGCAAACUUCUUCCGCUCAUCGAAAAGACUGCAAGCGAAGGCGGCGACGGACGCAUCAUCAUUCUCUCUUCCACCGCGUGGGGCCUCCAUCCCAGUGGUGGUAUACAGUUUGGGCGUCUUCGAACGGGGCAAGACUUUUUAGUGGGCGGACCUUGGCAGCGGUACGGACAAUCCAAGUUGGCUAAUCUGCUGUAUGCGCGGGAGUUGGCCAAGAAAUACCCCCAUUUGACAUGCGUCUCAGUGCAUCCGGGGAUUGUGGAGACCGGUUUGUUCGACAGGAUGAGCGCCAAGAACAAAAUUAUUAUGUAUUUGGUCUUCUGGUGGGUUAUGAUACAGCCGCAUGAGGGCGCUUAUAGUCAGCUUUGGGCAGCGACAAUACCUAAAGAGAAACUUACAAGUGGCGGUUUUUAUCUCCCAGUUGGAAGACUGGGCGACCCAGGGCUAGGGAGGAGGGCCAAAAAAGGCAAGGGAACUCUUGCCGAAAGGCUGUGGGACUGGACAGAGAAGGCCUUGGAUGACUUUGAGGGUCAUUGA